UUUCCCAUCUGACUGCAGAAGUGAGGUUAGGUAUCUCAAAAUAGUUUUUGCAGAGGUGAAGAAAUGUUCUCGAAAAUUAGACUUUUAGUCAGGAACUCGCAUGGAUUUGUAGUGAAAACAAGUGUUAGGUGCCUCAGGAGUCAAAUUCCAAUAGUUCUACAAUCGAAAGAUUCGUCUGAUGAUAGGAGUACAAGUGGAAAUUUAACGCACUUUGGAUACCAAACAGUUCCGGAGGAAGAGAAAGACAAAAAAGUUUAUAAGGUAUUUGAGGAUGUAGCCGAGUCGUAUGAUUUGAUGAAUGAUGCAAUGUCUAUGGGCAUUCAUCGGCUAUGGAAAGAUGCCUUUGUUGAGGAACUUGGACCGACACCUGGUUCAAAACUCCUGGAUAUGGCUGGAGGCACAGGAGACAUUGCCUUCAGACUCCUGAAGUACCUCUCGAAUACCCAGGCAGCGGACAAGAGGGAGAGUCAUCUCACAGUUAGUGACAUAAAUCAGCAUAUGCUAAAUGUGGGAAAAGCAAAGGCAGAAAAGUUGGAGUACAGGGACAAAGCUAAUUGCGUCUUGGACUGGGUCUGUGCAGAUGCUGAGAAUCUCCAAUUUGAGGAUAAUACAUACACAGCUUACACAAUAGCUUUUGGGAUAAGGAAUUGCACGCACAUUGAUAAAGUUCUGAGUGAGGCAUAUCGUGUUCUGGCUCCGGGAGGGAGAUUUCUGUGCCUGGAAUUCAGCCAUCUGACAAAUGAAACUCUACAGAAAAUCUACGAUACGUAUUCGUUCGAAGUAAUUCCACCCAUGGGACAAAUCCUGGCCGGACAGUGGGAUGCAUAUCAGUAUCUUGUGGAGAGUAUUCGACGUUUCCCGCGCAAGGAUGAAUUUGUGCAGAUGAUACGAUCAGCUGGCUUCAGCCAUGUUACUUACCGUGAUCUCUCCCUCGGAAUAUGCUCAAUACAUUCGGGUUUCAAGUUAAAGUGAAAGACCACUGUAUUGUUUAAUUAGUUUCUUCUAAUCUUCCAUAUAUAAUUUGUUUUUUUUUUUUUCAAUAAUCCAUACAUAACACAUUUAUAGAAUUUCCAAUGAUGUUUCUUUUUAGCUGCAUUGGUGUGUUUGCGGAAGAGAAAAAUAAAAAAUUAAGUACAUAAAAUAUGACGACUUAUCUUUUACAUUCCCUUGGUUUACGUGUUUUCUUCUAAUGUAUUUUUUUUCUAUAAUUGGACAUAGAUUCUGCAGACAAAAAAACAAAGAAUUUAACAUUCUAUCUUUUUUUAUGUUAAUUUUUUUUUUACCUAAGUCAUCAUUUACCCCUUGAGCACUAUCCUUCAAUUAUUACUCAUUUUCUCUUUAGUAUUUUAUGGCAAAAUAGUGCAUUUGAAUUAAAUCGAGAAGAUUCGAGAUUUUAAUACACCUUGUGAAAACACAUAGUCCUCUUUUCUCCUCUCACAGUAAUCCCUGGUCUUCAAUUAACCCAUCUUCUUCACCUCAUUCUAAAUAUAAGGAAAUAAAACAUUGAACAUGAAGACAGCAAA
This is a messenger RNA of Phlebotomus papatasi, 1523 nucleotides long. RefSeq names its product 2-methoxy-6-polyprenyl-1,4-benzoquinol methylase, mitochondrial-like. Gene Ontology annotation, biological process: ubiquinone biosynthetic process. The record is from RefSeq and is a predicted model, not a curated record. The transcript has 2 exons. The coding region runs from base 64 to 972 and encodes 302 amino acids. Lineage: Eukaryota; Metazoa; Arthropoda; Insecta; Diptera; Psychodidae. Gene Ontology annotation, molecular function: methyltransferase activity.